CCCCCCCCCCCCCCCCUCUCUCUCUCCGCGCCGCGUUUGUGUGUGUACACGCAAUGAAAUAAUUAUAUUGCAUAGUGUCAAAAGAAUGAGUAGACCUAUAAUGUAGUCAUGAAGAUUCCGUGGUGUUUUUGUCAUUUCAAUUGCUGUUUCUUUAUAUUAUUAUUAUUAUUAUUAUUAUUAUUUUGCAUUCAAAUUUCUAAAACGGGAGAUCAUUUUUAUGAACAGCAUGUACUUUUAAUCUAAGCUUUGGCUAAAAAUUAAGCGCUCUGCAAAAUGUACGCAAAGUUUAUCUUUCCUACACAUAAUAUAUUAUAGUUAAUCUAAAACUCGUCUGCUAUCGAUAUUUUAUCCCAUUAUCAGCGUUCAUUAAUUAUGCAUACAUUUGAACGACAAUGAUUCGCAACAGUCCAACUAAUGGUUCCAUGUUAUUUCCGAACCAAGGUAAAUUCACUUGGCAAUGUAAUACUUUACUCAGCUGCGGAGGCCACCUUCGCGAGGGUUGACAGAUUGCCCAUUAAUUGAAAUAUCAAUACUCGUUUCUUGCCUUCACAAGAUUUGGCAAUAUGAGACAAUGUACUUCUAAUACAGUGAACUAUUACAAGUGAAAGUUAUAUAUAGUUUAUUUACAACAUUACUUUUUCUCCCAGGACAAACGCUGCCAGUGGUACUGUUAUAGAACUUACCGGAAUAGUUUAGCUGCAUCAUUAAACGGAUAUAAGACGCAGUGUGGUGUUGUGUGACGAUGACACAGUUCAUAGCAUUUGCAAAUCACACAAUUCUAGGCCAGUUAUAGUAAUUACACUUUAACUAAGCGUCACUUAUAUGACCAUCAAAUAAAGAAAAUAAAACGAACAGCAACUGCGUAUUUUAACACAGUCUAUGGGAAUGAAACAGACAGGAUGGUCAUAUAUUAAUUGCUCUAGUCAACAUGUUUUCUUUCAAAGGAUGGUAAAACAGAACUUCUAGUGAAUGCUUUAAAACAAUACGAGGAUCAAUUUCACGAGUCAACAUGUUUUCUUUCAAAGGAUGGAAACGUAGAAAUGCUCGAUGUCAACGUCAUUGAAAUUUUCUUCAGUUUUUGACUGUCAGAAUUAACUAUUUACCUUGUAAGAAAUAUUCUAUUUGCUAGUUCAAGGUAUUUGAAUUUGAUAAAUAUGGGUGUGUGAAAAUAAGCCACGGCGCAUGACUGUAUCGGUAAAUCACCGCAAAACCUUGAACCCUUUUCUGCUGACAUGAUGACGAUUGCAAAUCCGUAUUUUAAUUAUAUAUUCUUCGCAGGAGAUGACGUCUUUGGAGUAUGACCUUGCUUUCAUCGCAGUGGCCGCCGCCAUUUUGAUUCUGCAGUUUGUCUUAGGUCUGUUCUUCAACCUAGUCGUGCUGGUAGCCAGCCAGCGCGUCCUGUUGACAAACCAGGACCAUGGCCAAGGGAACCACUUCAUCCAAAACCUCAAUAUUGUCGAUCUCAUCCUGUGUGUGACCGCCAUUCCGGUGACGUUGGUGGCGCUGUUCAAGUCCUAUUUCCCCCAUACGCUGUUCUGCUACUUCCUCGAGGCCAUCGUUGCCUUCGUCAGUGUCGCCAGCUUGAUGACGCUGUUGAUGGUCACUCUGGACCGGUACUUCGCGAUUGUUACGCCGACAAGAGAACGCAUCAUCACUACUAAACUCAAUUAUUUCUUGAUUCUUAUCUGGAGUCUAGCCGUAUUAUCUUUCUGCACACCAUUUUUCGCUCUCAACAAAGAUUCGUUGUCAGAUGUAGGUGUGUACUAUUUCAGCUGUAAUUAUGUCAUAAACCACAACAGCCCUUACUACUUCUACGAAUUGUGUUAUGUGUUGAUUUUUGUCAUCACCACUGUUGGAAUGAUCCUCUUCUAUGUCGCCAUUUGCAGGUCAGCGUCUAAACACAGUAACAUCAUAACAGCUGUUAUGACAGUGUCCGGAUCCUUGUCGGAAGGGACAAUGACGGGCUACCUACAACGUAAGCGAGACACUAAGAGACUGCGUGUUUCCAAGGGAAUAGUCAUCACGUUUGCGUUACUAUGGGGACCGCACGUUGUGAUCACUGUCAUACAGAUGGUGGUCAGUGACAGUAUAGAAAUCAGUAUGGCGAAAAUCGUCUGUCUUCUGUUAGCAUACACGACCACUAUCGUACACCCAUUAAUGUACGCGGUGAUUCGCCGGAAGAUAAGAGAUGAGAUCAUCAAAGCGUGGAGAAGGAAAGUAGCACCUAUGCCACAAAUGGAAGUUGGAAUCUAACAGAAAUAAUACACGACAAAAGUGUGCGUUAAUAGUUCGUCUAUACACAUGCUGAUCAUGCAUUAGUUUGUCAAUUGUGAUUCGCUUGUGGGUGUUUUUUUUAAUUUUGUUUGGGUUUUUAAAUUUUGUAUGUGUGCAAUCAUAAUGAACAUGGUAAUACCGGUCAGGAUAUUUACAGUGGCAAAAGAGAUCUAUCAAGGAUUAAAACGACAGCAUCGUUGUAAUUUCUCUGUUUUUGCCACUCUCUGUCAAGAAAUCGGGUAAUUUCAAUUUGGUAUUGGGCAAUGAUACCCGUCAAACGUAACACAUUUCGAGGA
Molecule: messenger RNA, 2570 nt
Organism: Gigantopelta aegis
Lineage: Eukaryota; Metazoa; Mollusca; Gastropoda; Neomphalida; Peltospiridae
Product: G-protein coupled receptor 22-like
Exons: 1
Coding region: 1282-2253 (323 amino acids)
Biological process (GO): G protein-coupled receptor signaling pathway
Cellular component (GO): membrane
Molecular function (GO): G protein-coupled receptor activity
Source: RefSeq, a predicted model, not a curated record